This is a messenger RNA of Felis catus (domestic cat), 1627 nucleotides long. It is a transcript of the gene R3HCC1, whose product is annotated as R3H domain and coiled-coil containing 1. Lineage: Eukaryota; Metazoa; Chordata; Mammalia; Carnivora; Felidae. The record is from RefSeq and is a predicted model, not a curated record. The transcript is spliced from 8 exons. Gene Ontology annotation, molecular function: nucleic acid binding. Bases 67 to 1443 code for a protein of 458 amino acids.
GGAACUGAGGGACAACAAAUAGCUUCAGAGAGAUUGGGGCUGGGGUGGGGACCCUCCACACCAGGGAUGGCACACAUGGAGGCCAAUCAGGCUCUCCCACCUGUCACCCUGGCCCUUCUUUGCUUGGACGGCGUCUUCCUCUCCUCCGCCGAGAAUGACUUUGUGCACCGCAUCCAGGAGGAGCUGGACCGCUUUCUGCUGCAGAAGCAGCUGUCAAAGGUACUUCUUUUCCCCCCACUCUCCAGUCGCCUCCGGUACCUGAUCCACAGGACAGCAGAGAAUUUUGAUCUUCUGAGCAGCUUCUCUGUUGGGGAGGGCUGGAGGAGAAGGACAGUCAUCUGUCACUUGGAUAUCAGGUUACCCAGUUCAGAUGGACUCUCUGGCCCCUGCCACCCUCCUGCCUCCCAGCCUAGCAAGCACCGAGGACCUCGGCCCACCUCAAACCAAGGAGCACCUGCUGGUCCUCGGGGGGCGCGGGCUGGCCGGUGGCAUCGUGGACGCAAACCAGACCAGGCUUUGUAUGUGCCCCGAGUACUGCGCAGGCAAGAAGAAUGGGUACCACCCUCUACCCAAGGGCUCAAGGGAGAUGCUCCAGCUGGUGGGCUCCUGGAAGAGCCUGGAAAUGUUGGUGCUGAGGACCUCAACUCUGAUCAGGACCUCCCUGUGUUGACAACUCAGGCACCUGAGGACCUAGAGGGCCCAGACCAACGCUGUGACGAUGAACAGCUACUGGACCUAGUUGGCAUUGAGUCCCCACAGCCCGAGAGCCACUCAGGGACAGGACAUGGGUUGGAGGUGGCCACACAACUUGGGUCCAGUCUGAGGCUGGACUCAGAAGAGGCGAAUGGGAGUGAGGUGGAGAAGAGCCUGGCAGAGGAGGAAGAAGCAGAGUUGGAAGAGUUGGGGCUUGGCAGCUGCUCCGAGGAUGAUUACAGUGAGCUGCUACAGGAGGGUGCGAUCUCCCAGAUAACAGACAACCUGACUGAGAAGGAGAUUCAGGUAGAGAAGAUCCAUGUGGACACGUCCUCCUUCAUGGAGGAGCUGCCUGGAGAAAAGGAUUUUGCCCACGUGGUGGAGAUCUACGACUUUGAGCCGACACUCAAGACUGAGGACCUGCUGGCAGCAUUUUCCGAGUUCCAGGAGAAGGGGCUCAAGAUUCAGUGGGUAGAUGACACGCACGCGCUCGGUGUCUUUCCCUGCCUGGCCUCAGCCGCUGAAGCCCUGACCAAGGAUUUCUCUGUGCUCAAGAUCCGGCCCCUUACGCAGGGAACCAAGCAGUCAAAGCUGAAAGCCUUGCAGAGGCCAAAGCUCCUGCGUCUGGCGAAGGCGAGACCACAGACAAAUACAGCGGUGGCCAGGAGGCUGGUGGCCCGGGCCCUGGGGCUCCAACACAAGAAGAAAGAGCGGCCUGCGGUCGAGUCUUCUACCUCCCUGAGGCCCUGAGAGGCCCAGCAAGCCUGGAUCGGUGGCCCCAGGACGAAGCUGGUGCGCCAACACCACAAGCCUUUAUAGACACCGGAACAGCCCUGCACUAUUUGUCAGGGUGUCCUUGUUGGGUGUGGUGGGCUUUAGUUUGGUCUAGUUCCAGAAGUUGAGAAAAAAUAAAAACCUGACAGUUGUUUCCAAA